This is a messenger RNA of Paramecium pentaurelia, 462 nucleotides long. The record is from the annotation of a GenBank genome assembly. NCBI's taxonomy places the organism in Eukaryota, Ciliophora, Oligohymenophorea, Peniculida, Parameciidae.
AUGCUCAAAAUUUUAUUGCAAAUCGAAAGAGAGAUAAAUAAUUUUAAUUAUCUUACCUAAUGUGCAUUUGCCUUGUUUAGAUUACUAUAUUCUUAUUUAUCUGUCUUACUCCUUCAAAAUUUAUUAGAUAUUUAUCUGCAAAUGAUGCAUUAAAAUUUAUUCAUUUAUCAUUUCGAUAAACAAAAUAAUAAAAUUUUGUUUUUUUUUAAUUUUUAUGAGGGUGCUUUUUAAAGCUCCCCUUCCUACCUUUAAGUUUACCUUUCCAAUUUCUAAACAGAGCUUCAUAAUCUUGUUGCUAACACCUUAUCUUAGACAGGAUCUGUUAGGACACAUGAAUAAAGAUUUUAAUUACUAAUAGUUAACAUUCACCUAACUUAGGACUCAAGAUUGAAAUGGAGAACAGCACUGCAACCUUUUAAUGUUUUGCCUCUAUAAUUGGAAGAGGUAUUAACUAUCGAAUGA